This is a messenger RNA of Penaeus monodon (black tiger shrimp), 4937 nucleotides long. Its product is annotated as DNA (cytosine-5)-methyltransferase PliMCI-like. Bases 105 to 4739 code for a protein of 1544 amino acids. NCBI's taxonomy places the organism in Eukaryota, Metazoa, Arthropoda, Malacostraca, Decapoda, Penaeidae. The record is from RefSeq and is a predicted model, not a curated record. The transcript has 24 exons. Gene Ontology annotation, cellular component: nucleus. Gene Ontology annotation, molecular function: zinc ion binding; DNA (cytosine-5-)-methyltransferase activity; chromatin binding.
AAGCUUUAGUCCCGCGCUCCCUCCUCGCGGGAAACCCAGUGUUGUGGACCGAAAGAAGGAGAAGGAACGGGAUUUCCUUUAUUUUUAUCCGAUUUUAUUGAACUAUGCCGGGGGUAGCAGCCGCGCCGGGGGUGCCGGACGAUAUCAGAAAGAGUAUUGUUCAGCUUCAGCAAGAAUAUCAGGAUGAGGAGGUGACACAGAAAGGCUACGUAAAACGUCUAAGAUCCUUGAUAGAGGAGUAUUUGUUGGAGUCGGACAGAACGCAGGUCACCGGCCUGGAGACGGAGCUCAGCGAUGGGGAUAUUACAGAGAAAGGAUACUUCAACAAACUAGAGAAAUUACUUGUAGGCAGUGUCAAGGUUUUGACGGCAAAUGCAAGUGAGAAUUCAGAGAGCACCACAAAGGUCUCGUCCCUGAAGGAGAAGCUGUCAAAAUAUGAAAAUAAAGAAAACAACAAGAAUGUUGCCAAUGAAGGUGCAGAGAAGCCAGAUCAACAAAAGAGAAGGGAAACCACAGAAGACGACCAACAGACUGUAUCGAAAGAGAUGGAGAUGGUAAAGAUAAAAGAAGAGAGGACUGAGAUUGAUGAAAUGGAAACAAGCACACCACAGGAGGAAGAGGGGAUGGAAGUUGCAGCUGACGGUGACAGUCCAGAUUCCGAGGGAAAGCCAGGCAGGAAAAAGAGCAAUGGUGUCACUCCCAGAAGAAGCAGACGUUCUCAGAACAACUCGCAAAGAUCAGUCACUGAUAUGUUUGCUGCUAUCUCCAAACGAAAGUCGGUGGAAUCAGAGAUUAAGAAAGAAAUGGAUGAUGAUGAGCAAGAUACAAAACGUCCGAGACUUACGGGAGAAGAGGAUGUAAAGGCAGAUGCGAAGCAAAGUAUUGGUACCACAAUGAAUAAAGUUAUGAAGAGAUGUGACAUCUGCCGACAACAGCUUGAAAGUCCAGACCUGUUGCUGUUUCCUGGCCAUCCAGAAGGGGCUGUUGAGGAGUUUAUAGCCCUCACGGACCAGAAAUUGUCACUCUUCACUGGGGAUGAGGAAUUUGUACAUGAAUACGAUGAGAGGCCACAGCACAAGGUUACUGGAUUCAAUGUUUAUGACAAAGAAGGUCAUCUUUGUCCCUUUGAUGGAGGGCUGAUUGAAAGAAAUGUACUCCUUUAUUUCUCUGGCUAUGUAAAACCCAUUUAUGAAGAAGAUCCAAGCCCCAAGGGAGGAAUUGCUGCAAAGGAAAUGGGCCCUAUCAACGAGUGGUGGAUAUCUGGCUUCGAUGGAGGAGAGAAAGCCCUCAUUGGCUUCUCAACGGCUUAUGCUGAGUACAUCCUGAUGGACCCAAGUGAAACGUAUGCUCCUUUUGUGGAUUCUGUUCGGGAGAAGAUCUACAUGUGCAAGAUUGUUAUUGAGUUUCUUGUCAAUAAUCCUGAUGCAGCCUACGAAGACCUGUUGAACACACUACAGACAACUGUACCUCCAAGUGGCCUAAGUAUCUUCACAGAGGAGACACUUAUGAGACAUGCUCAGUUUGUAUGUGAUCAGGUGCAUAAUUUUGACUUGGCAAGUGAUGAUGGGGAGGACUUGCUUCUCACUACACCUUGCGUCAGGUCUCUCAUCAAGCUUGCUGGCGUGGUGCUCGGCAAACGACGAGCCUUGAGACGAAGAGGGCCUAAGAUGAAAGUUGUCAAGAUGCCUAAAUGGACAAAGGCAACCACAACCCCUCUUGUUAGAAACCUCUUUGAAUCCUUCUUCUCAGACCAGAUUGAAAUUGACAAAGAAAAUCAGGCCAGGAAACGAACACGUUGUGGAGUAUGCGAAGCUUGCCAGCAGGCAGAUUGUGGAGAGUGUAAACACUGCAAAGACAUGAUAAAGUUUGGUGGGACGGGAAGAUCUAAACAGUGCUGCAUGAACCGUCGCUGCCCUAACAUGUUAAUAGCAGAGGCAGAGGAUGACGAAGGGGAAGAUCUUGAGGGAAUAGCCCUUGACCUCCCCACCAACAAACCCAAGCAACACAGGAUACGCAAGCACACCCACCGUUGCACAUGGAUUGGAGGUCCAGUCAUCAAGGAAGGAAAACGGACAUAUUAUAAGUCGGUGAUAAUUAAUGAGGAAGAGUUUCACAUAAAUGACUGUGUGAUGGUCGAACCUGAUGAUCCAAAGACUCCGGUUUAUAUUGCUCGCAUCAAUCACAUGUGGGAAGAUGGAAGAGGAGAGAAACAUUUUCAUGCUCACUGGUUUCUACGAGGAAAUGAUACUAUUCUUGGAGAAACUGCAGAUCCAUAUGAAUUAUUCAUAGUGGAUGACUGUGAGGACACACUUCUGGAUUCUAUUAUGAAAAAGAUAUAUGUUGAAAAGUAUGAAGUUCCAGCAAAUUGGAAUGACCUUGGUGGAAUCCAAAAUCCCGAUGAACACUACCCCACCAACACAGAAGAUGGUUGUCACUUUUGGUAUCAGAAGAUGUACCAUCCUCAGUGGGCCCGCUUUACAGAUCUUCUAGAGCAGGAGGCUGCUAGCUCUGACAGUAACCACCGCCACUGUGUUUCAUGCGAACAUAUCAAGAAAGCUGAAUUACAAGAAAUGUGUGUCAUGGGAAAUAAGUUAGAGGAGUCUGAGAGUACUACAAAAAUGUAUGCCUCAGUCUCCUACAUGGGCAAUGAAUUCUCUGUUGGAGACUGCAUGUUUGUCAACCCUGGAGCAUACAGCUUUACAGUAAAACCAGCACCACCGCCAAAGAAAGAAAGCAGAAAGAAAAACGUGGAUGAAGAAAUGUAUCCCGAAAAUUACCGAAAGUCGUCAGAUCACAUCAAAGGCUCCAAUGAAGAAACUCCAGAGCCGUUUAGGAUUGCGAGAAUUGUCAGCAUAUCUUCAAGGAGUUCAGAAUCAGAACAGAGUCCAUGUGAUGUGAUGGUGAAAGUUGCCAAGUUCUACCGACCAGAAAAUACCCAUCGUGGAAUUGGAGCAUCCUUCCAGGCAGACCUGAAUCUUAUUUACUGGAGUGAAGAAGAGACAAACAUUACGUUCAGUGAUGUUGCUGGAAAGUGCUUUGUUACCUACCAAGAAAAUUUGGGUACUAAAAAUGUUGAUCAAUUCUUCAAAGAGGGGCCAUUCAGGUUUUUCUUUAGAGAAGCAUACGACCCCAAAGAAAAAACAUUUGUGGAGCCACCUGCACGUGCACAAACCAUGGGCAUUGUAGGAAAGGGUAAGGGAAAGGGAAAAGGAAAAGGAAAAGGAAAAAGUGAAAGCAAAGACAAUGCUGGGGACCAGAAUAGCUUGCAAGGUUUCCCAGAACAUCCGGCCAUUUCCCAAAAACUGCGGACUCUUGAUGUCUUUGCUGGUUGUGGAGGCUUAUCAGAAGGUUUCCACCAAGCAGGGAUAAGCGAGUCUAAAUGGGCGGUAGAAGUGUUUGAACCAGCUGCACAAGCUUAUCGGCUUAACAACCCAAGCUCCACAGUGUUUACUGAUGACUGUAAUUUGCUGUUGAGGAUGGUGAUGGAGGGUGAAAAUAUGAACUCGAAAGGCCAGCGUCUUCCCCAAAAGGGUGAUGUAGAAAUGAUGUGUGGAGGCCCUCCUUGCCAAGGUUUCUCUGGCAUGAAUAGGUUCAACUCUCGCCAGUACUCAAUGUUCAAGAAUUCCUUAGUGGCUUCAUACCUUUCCUACUGUGAUUAUUAUCGCCCAAAGUUUUUCCUCCUGGAGAAUGUACGAAACUUUGUGUCAUACAAAUGUUCCAUGGUGCUCAAGUUGACCAUGAGAGUUCUCGUAAAGAUGGGCUAUCAGUGCACAUUCGGUGUGCUUCAGGCUGGCAAUUAUGGAGUUGCGCAAACCAGGCGGAGGUUAAUCAUCCUAGCUGCUGCACCUGGUGAAAAGCUACCUUUUUAUCCUGAACCAACACAUACAUUCAACCCAAGAGCUUGCAAUCUCUCUGUUGUUGUAGAUAACAAGAAGUAUACCACAAACUCCCAGUGGGUUGAGUCCUCCCCAUUACGUACAAUCACAGUGAGAGAUACCAUGUCAGACCUUCCUGAAAUCCGCAAUGGGCACAGGAGGGAGGAGAUAAGUUAUGGCACUGAUCCAGAGUCCCAUUUCCAGCGCUUGAUCCGUGGCGAUCAGUAUCAGCCUAUUCUGCGAGAUCACAUCUGUAAAGACAUGGCACCUCUGGUUGAGGCUCGCAUGAAGUACAUUCCAACAGUGCCAGGGUCUGACUGGAGAGACUUGCCCAACAUCGUAGUUACUCUUUCAGAUGGAAAAGUAACGAAGAAACUUCAGUACACACAUCCAGACAAAAAACAGGGGAGAUCAUCAACUGGAGCACUAAGAGGUGUCUGUGCUUGUGCUGCUGGUAGAGCAUGUGAUCCAAUGGACAAGCAGUUUAACACCCUCAUUCCUUGGUGCCUCCCACACACUGGCAAUCGUCACAACCACUGGUCAGGUCUCUAUGGCAGGCUGAAUUGGGACGGUUUCUUCUCCACAACCGUCACAAAUCCUGAACCAAUGGGCAAGCAGGGACGUGUGUUGCAUCCAGAGCAGUCUCGGGUUGUAAGUGUGCGCGAGUGUGCCAGAUCACAAGGAUUCCCAGAUACCUACCGUUUUUAUGGAUCAAUUUUGGAGAAACACAGACAGGUCGGAAAUGCUGUCCCUCCACCUAUGGCACGUGCAAUUGGAUUAGAGAUCCGAAAGUGCCUUGCUGCUAGGAAUGAUAAAGAUCAGAAGAGCAAAUUUGAAGUUAAAAUGGAAGUUGAGCAAGAAUAAAAGGAUGAAGAAAAAUAUGUAUUGACAGUUCACUGGUCACUGGUUAUUGGUUCAAAUAUGUCCAUCGCAUAUUUUAUGUAGCCGUCAGUACUCAGUCCUGGUGUUUAGUACUGGUUUGCUAAUAUAAUCUUGGAACAAAAAAGCUUUAGUAUAUUUUUUUAAUGCAAUGUUUUACACUACAAUUUCUAUUUUAAUCUG